UAGUCCUAAUUUAAUUAGAAUUUUAUUAGGUUGAGAUGGUUUAGGUUUAGUUUCUUAUUGUUUAGUUAUUUAUUAUCAAAAUGUAAAAUCUUAUAGUGCUGGUAUAUUAACUGCACUUUCUAAUCGUAUUGGUGAUGUUGCUAUUUUAAUUUCUAUUGCAUGAAUGUUAAAUUUUGGUGGUUGAAAUUAUAUUUAUUAUUAUGAUUUUAUUUCUAAUUCUUUUGAAAUAAAGCUCAUUACUAUAUUAAAUGUUUUAGCAGCUAUAACUAAGAGAGCUCAGAUUCCUUUCUCUUCAUGACUUCCUGCUGCUAUAGCAGCUCCUACUCCUGUUUCUGCUUUAGUUCAUUCUUCUACUCUUGUUACUGCUGGUGUUUAUUUAUUAAUUCGUUUUAGACCAAUAUUGGAUACUUAUAAUUGUGGUUGAUUUUUACUUUUAAUUGGUUGUAUAACUAUAUUUAUGGCUGGAUUGGGCGCUAAUUUUGAGUUUGAUUUAAAGAAGAUUAUUGCUCUUUCUACUUUAAGACAACUUGGUUAUAUAAUAAGAAUUUUGGCUAUAGGUUAUCCAAAGCUUGCAUUUUUUCAUUUAUUGGCUCAUGCUUUAUUUAAGGCAUUAUUAUUUAUAUGUGCAGGUUCAAUAAUUCAUAAUUUGAAGGAUUCUCAGGAUAUUCGUUUUAUAGGAUCAAUUGUUAAUUUCAUACCUUUAACUUCAGUUUGUUUUAAUGUUUCUAGUUUAUCUUUGUGUGGAAUACCUUUUUUAGCGGGAUUUUAUUCAAAGGAUUUAAUUCUUGAGAUGGUUUGUUUAAGAUGAAUUAAUUGUUUAAUUUUUUUUCUUUAUUUUUUU
Messenger RNA from Schistocerca gregaria, 841 nucleotides. Its product is annotated as NADH-ubiquinone oxidoreductase chain 5-like. The transcript has a single exon. Gene Ontology annotation, biological process: electron transport coupled proton transport; ATP synthesis coupled electron transport. Gene Ontology annotation, molecular function: NADH dehydrogenase (ubiquinone) activity. NCBI's taxonomy places the organism in Eukaryota, Metazoa, Arthropoda, Insecta, Orthoptera, Acrididae. The record is from RefSeq and is a predicted model, not a curated record. The coding region runs from base 458 to 808 and encodes 116 amino acids.